This is a messenger RNA of Entrophospora sp. SA101, 1023 nucleotides long. Lineage: Eukaryota; Fungi; Glomeromycota; Glomeromycetes; Entrophosporales; Entrophosporaceae. The record is from the annotation of a GenBank genome assembly.
AUGUCAAAAUUAAUUAGUAGUAUAAUUACUGAAAAUUCCGAUGAUAGUAUUAUAAAAGAACAACAAAAUCAAAGUCAUUUAACAUGUACAGAAUCGUUUUAUAAAGAUAAUAUAAUGGAAGAGAUUAAGAGUCAAGGACUUGUUGAUGAAGAUCAAAAAAAUAAAAUGUUAAAUUUCUUAAGAAAAUUUGAACAAGAAAAUGAUGAGACAAUUAAGGAAUCUAUAUAUCAAGAUCAAGAUUUAGAAGAUGAAGAAGAUAUUAUUGAAAGAUUUAAAGAUAUAAAUAUUGAUUCAGCAGAUUUUCAAACAAUAUGGAAUAAGUUGACAGAGAAAGAACGUCAAGAAUUUUUAGAAGGAAAAAUAGAAAAUUUUAUUGUAGAAUUAGAAUUAUGGAAACCUUGGUGGCAAUCAUUAAAUUUUGCAAAAAAACCUCCAAAUCCUGGUAUUAUUUAUAAUCUUGUGAAUAUUUUGUAUGCAUAUGCUUAUACUUGUAGAUUUUUUAAUGGGGAAAUAUUAGAAAAUUUAGAAGAAUCAUGUUUAGUAAUAUGGGAUUUAUCACCUAUUCUAUCAUCAAAUCAAAAUCUAGUAUAUGAAAAUGCUUCACAUGCAAUUUCUAUGAGUUUGCAAUUAACUUUAAAGAAUACUAAAUACAAACAACCUCCAGAUUUUUCAUAUUUGAUAAUAAAUGAUAUUAUUUCAUUAUUAUCUACACAUGAAAAUACACUUGCAGCAUUAUCAGAUCUGUUAAAUCUUUUUCAGAAAUUUAAUUCAUCUGCAUCUUCUAAACAAAAAUCUUUUUUAAAUGGGAAAAAAAUUGAAUUUUAUUUGUCAUACACAGGUUAUUUGCUAUCAAUAGAUAAAGAAAAGGAAAAGUUUGACAAGGUUGAUGAAAUGACAUUGAGAAUGAAAUUGUUGAUUAGUGAACUUGAAAUUUUUAAACAAACCAAAAUUUUGGAACAUGAUAAUCAUCAAAUAUUGCAAAAAGAUGUCGAAAAAGUUUUAGAAUAUAAAAAAGAUUAUUGA